Molecule: messenger RNA, 974 nt
Organism: Eurytemora carolleeae
Lineage: Eukaryota; Metazoa; Arthropoda; Copepoda; Calanoida; Temoridae
Product: nucleolin
Exons: 4
Coding region: 89-910 (273 amino acids)
Source: RefSeq, a predicted model, not a curated record
UGAAUGACACUGAUAGCCCGGUUGGUAUAAAAAAGAACGGCAUGGAUUUUCAGCGUAUCUUGAGAAAAGCAAUCCAGCAAGCAACAGAAUGAAGUUAAUGUUGAUCACCCUAGCGUGUCUGGCUGUUACUGGCGUUCACAGCAUGCCGAACGGUUUAAAGAAAUCUCCAUUAGCCAGAGCAAAUGAAGAAACUACCACUACAGAAGUAGCUGACACUGAGACCACAACUAGUGGACUUAUAGAAGAUCUGGAGAUUGAUGGAGAAGUUGAGAGAAUGGCAAACAGCACCAUGGAGAGCAACAACACCAGAGCAGGAAACAACACCUUUGUGGCCGCCGUUGAGGAGGCAGUUGAAGAUGUUAUGGAAGCUGCAAAGGGAGCUGCUGACCAUGUUAAGAGUCUGAUCAACAAACAUAUUCUUGGAGAGGAUUCUGAGGAAAAGGAGGAGAAGGUUGAAAGUGAGGAAGAUAGCGAGGAGAAGGCCGAAGAUGAAGAUGAAGAUGAGAGUGAAAAGAAAGUUGUUGGAAACAAGAGAAACAGCAGGGCUGAGUCUGAGGAUCCCAAGUUUGUUCUGAGGGAAACUAACCAGAAGAAAGUCCAUAAGGUUGUGAAAGCAGGAGAAGAAAAUCUUUCUGAUGAUCAUGAAGAGGAUGAAUCUGCAGAGGAUACUUCUGAUGAAUCUGAAGAUUCUGAUGAGUCCAGUGAUUCUAAUGCAACCACCACUGAGGCUGAGGUUGAUGCUACCACUGAGGAUGCUGAGUUCCGUGAUGUGACCACCGAGGAACCUACCACUGAGAGCGAUGAUGUUAUCGCAACCGGUGGAUUUGUUGCUGAGAAUACUGAUGCUCUCAAGGAAGAUAACAAGAGAAAACUUCCCAGCACUCAGGCUGAAAGCAAUAAGAAAAACUAAGAAUUCGCAUUUUAGCGUUUGUAAAUAGUUAAUAGCGUAUAUUGUAAUAAAUUUUUAAAUUCAA